Mangifera indica (mango) is the source of this 786-nucleotide messenger RNA. RefSeq names its product probable disease resistance protein At1g15890. The record is from RefSeq and is a predicted model, not a curated record. Gene Ontology annotation, molecular function: ADP binding. The transcript has a single exon. Gene Ontology annotation, biological process: defense response to other organism. Lineage: Eukaryota; Viridiplantae; Streptophyta; Magnoliopsida; Sapindales; Anacardiaceae. Bases 1 to 786 code for a protein of 261 amino acids.
AUGAAUCGUCUCCACCAAGCAAUGAAGGGAUCUAAAAUGUUUGAAUUUCUUUUCUUGAUAGUUGUAGGCAGAAAAAGAGAUGGAAGAUACAUACAACAAGAACUACUAAAGCGCUUACAAAUCAAACCGAAAAAGUUCAGUGAUGAAGAAAGAAAGAGCAUUAUUCAUGAACAGCUGAAGAACAGGAGCUAUUUAUUGUUACUUGAUGAAGUAUUUUCCAAGAUUGAUUUGGAACAAAUUGGCAUUAAUGAUGAACAUAAAGGAAAGAUUGUCUUUGCCUCCAGGUAUUUAGAUGUUUGUGAGCAGGCAGAUGAACAAAUUGAAGUAAAGAGAUUGUCAGACAUGGAUGCACAAAAUAUGUUUUGGGAGAAAGUGGGCAUGCAUUUGAAGGAUAAUCCACACAUCAAGAGAGAGGCAGAAUUGAUUAUCAAGUUCUGCAGUGGCAAUCCACACUUGAUAAAGUUGAUAGGAAACCACCUGGCAACUAAAGCGAGAGUUCCUGCAACAAGUGGGACAGAUCUUGCAAUAUGGCGGAACACAUUGCAUGAAUUAAGAUCACCAACUGGGGAACCAAAACAAGAUUUGGAAGAAGUUUACAAGUCCCUUAAACUUGAAGUCGACAGGCUACAACCAGAUGAGAAGUCUUGCUUUUUAUAUUUGGCUAUAUUUCCAGCUGGUCAUGAACUUCAUCGGGAUUACAUAAUUGAGUGUUGGAGAGCAGAACAGUUUUUGAAGCGCUUCGAAAAGCUUGGGGAGGCACAUGAUCGUGGGAAUGUUAUAUUAUGA